GAGCCCCAGGCCCAAAGACCAGUCGGAGCGUCACUCGCACGCUGCGCCCCACGCUGCGUCCGGCCCUGGAGGGUGAUGGCCUGGCUUGGGAGCACCCUGGUCCUCAUCCUGCUGCUCGUCCAGCCCGGCUGGGCCCAGCCCAAGUUCCGGAUGGAAAAGUCAGAGGUGAGAGUCGUGGAGCCGGGAAAGACGGUGGAUCUCAAGUGUGAAAUCUUAGGAACCAGCCAGACCGGGCUCUCCUGGGUCCACCAGAGGCCCGUCAAGCCAAACCAAAACGCGAUGGCCCCCACCUUCCUCGUCUUCUUCUCGGGGACCGUCAAAACCAUCCGGAAGGCCGAAGGUCUGGACAGAAGUUUGGAAGCCAAAAGGCUAAGCUCCGCCUCCUUCCAGGUGACCCUGAAGGACUUCCAGGAGAAGGACGAGGGUCACUACUACUGUGUGGUGGCCUAUAACCAGGCCCUCUACUUCAGCCGGUCCAUGUCCGUCUUCUUGAAAGGACCGGCCACCACCCGCCCUCCGGUGCCCAGGACGACGACGGCCCGGCCGGACCCUCUCAAUGUGACCCGGACCACCCCGGCCCUCAGCAACUGCCAGGACAGGCCCAGCUCCAAAAAGUCCCUAAAUCAGAGAUGGUUCUGGGAUUUCUCCUGUGACCUAUACAUCUGGGGGCCUUUGGCCGGGGGCUGUGUCGUCCUGCUCAUCGCUCUGCUGACCACCAUCAUCAUCUGCAAAAAAUCCCGACGGCGCGUCUGCAGAUGUGCAAGACCCCUCAGCAGGCCCCCCAGAAAGCCCGGAGUACCAGGCUGAUACAUUAAAUAUGGCUGAGUGCUGGUGAGCAGACUACGGGACUUCUAAGAUCAUUUUCCUCACUUCCCCGUUACCCUGUGUUUUGUAUUCUAUUUCCCUUUUUAAUGAAUUUUUAAAGUUUAAGUAAUAUAAAAACGGUGGAAGAUGGGUGGGUCUGGUUGUGUUUGUGGGUGUGUGCGUGCGUGUGAAUAUAUGAUCCUGGACAAUGUCACUGGUUUACGCACUUUUGGAACACGUAGUAAGGUGCAGGUAGAAUCAUGCUUUGGAACCAAAUAAAAGCUUCCGGAAGUGGACUUUGAUUGAUUAGCACAUAUGAUGAUUGGAACAUGUAGUAAGGUGCAGGUAGAAUCAUGCUUUGGAACUAAAUAGAAGCUUUCGGAAGUGGACCUUGAUUGAUUCCCCCUUUUAGACUGUGAGCCCACUGUUGGGUAGGGACUGUCUCUAUAU
Messenger RNA from Tachyglossus aculeatus (Australian echidna), 1254 nucleotides. RefSeq names its product CD8a molecule (gene CD8A). The record is from RefSeq and is a predicted model, not a curated record. NCBI's taxonomy places the organism in Eukaryota, Metazoa, Chordata, Mammalia, Monotremata, Tachyglossidae. Bases 76 to 807 code for a protein of 243 amino acids. The transcript is spliced from 6 exons.